CUCUGCUACAACAAAAUGUCUGGACGCGGUAAAGGAGGCAAAGUUAAGGGAAAGGCAAAGUCCCGUUCGUCUCGUGCUGGUCUCCAGUUCCCGGUAGGCCGUAUUCAUCGUCUACUGCGAAAGGGAAACUAUGCCGAACGCGUCGGUGCUGGUGCUCCCGUAUAUCUGGCAGCAGUGAUGGAAUAUUUGGCUGCUGAAGUUUUGGAAUUGGCAGGAAAUGCUGCCCGUGACAACAAGAAGACCCGUAUUAUCCCGCGUCAUCUGCAAUUGGCCAUUCGUAACGACGAGGAGUUGAACAAACUUCUUUCCGGUGUCACCAUUGCCCAGGGAGGUGUCUUGCCAAAUAUUCAAGCCGUUCUGUUGCCCAAGAAGACCGAGAAAAAGGCUUAAGCGACUAUUUCCCAUCAAAAAAACCAAAACCGUCCUUUUCAGGACGAACAACAUUGUGCAUGAUGAGUUGGAUUUUUUCUACAUUAAGCUUGACGUAAUUAACUGACACUUUUUGUUCAACCUUAGUUCACCCUGAAAGAAUACUACUUCUUUUCUUUAUACCAUUGAGGACAAUUUGACCCUCUAGUGCCCAGUGCCGGACUUCAGUGAAACCACUAAAAGCUUCAAUAAAUACUUAAAAAAUGUUUAUAAAGAUUCAUAGUGAUUUUACCGAAGUCCGUCUA
This is a messenger RNA of Wyeomyia smithii (pitcher-plant mosquito), 674 nucleotides long. RefSeq names its product histone H2A. Lineage: Eukaryota; Metazoa; Arthropoda; Insecta; Diptera; Culicidae. Gene Ontology annotation, molecular function: structural constituent of chromatin; DNA binding; protein heterodimerization activity. The transcript has a single exon. Bases 16 to 390 code for a protein of 124 amino acids. The record is from RefSeq and is a predicted model, not a curated record. Gene Ontology annotation, cellular component: nucleosome.